Messenger RNA from Coregonus clupeaformis (lake whitefish), 2967 nucleotides. RefSeq names its product nuclear receptor subfamily 5, group A, member 5 (gene nr5a5). Gene Ontology annotation, cellular component: RNA polymerase II transcription regulator complex. Bases 138 to 1766 code for a protein of 542 amino acids. The transcript is spliced from 7 exons. The record is from RefSeq and is a predicted model, not a curated record. NCBI's taxonomy places the organism in Eukaryota, Metazoa, Chordata, Actinopteri, Salmoniformes, Salmonidae. Gene Ontology annotation, molecular function: zinc ion binding; RNA polymerase II cis-regulatory region sequence-specific DNA binding; nuclear receptor activity. Gene Ontology annotation, biological process: tissue development; regulation of transcription by RNA polymerase II; hormone-mediated signaling pathway.
CAGACAGCAGAGGUCCUGCUGUGGCCGCCUGCCUCUCUGUCUCUGUCUGUCCGUCUGUCUGUCUGGGCUCCUGCUUCCUCCGGCUAUGAGGAACUAGUUAGGGUGAGUAGGCUAUCCCCUCUUCCUCUUCUUCCAAAAUGAACGUACCCCAGGGCCACUACCAUGCGGACCAAGGCCAGGACCUACGCCAGGCCCAGCCUCUGGAUCUGUUGUCUUCGGAGGGAUCGUCAACAUCUCAGGAGCUGAAGACAGAGCCAGAGACCAGGCCAGAUCAGGCUGAGGGCUGUCCAGUCUGUGGAGACAAAGUGUCUGGCUACCACUAUGGACUGCUCACCUGCGAGAGCUGCAAGGGUUUCUUCAAGCGUUCGGUGCAGAACAACAAGCGUUACACCUGUGCAGAGAGACAGAGCUGUCCCAUGAACCUCUCCCAGAGGAAACGCUGCCCCUACUGCCGCUUUCAGAAGUGCCUGGCCGUGGGCAUGAAGAGAGAGGCGGUAAGGGCAGACCGAAUGAGAGGUGGCCGGAACAAGUUUGGCCCUCUGUAUCGACGAGACAGGCAGAUGAAACAGCAGAGAGGGGUCUACCACCACCAGCAGCAGCACAACACCACCCCCUACAGGAUCAAACUGGAAAGUGCACAAACACACCAGCCUUCCGUUUCAAACGACAUUCACCUGAUGUCCAGUCACACAUCGGCACCCUUGCCCUCUGGCAAUUUCCACCAAUCACAGGCCUACCCCUCCAAUAUGGGCCAUUCGGAGCUCCCCCCCAUGCUUCUGGACUGCACCAUGAACCGGGACAGGGGGGCUCUAGCUCCUCCCCCAUCCCUGGCUUACCCUGGACUGUACCACCGUUCCUUCCAUGUAGGGGGAUCAGGAUACCCCCAGGAGAAAAGUGAGAUGAUGCCUUACAGCUACGGCCCGGCACCUCCAACCCCGCCAAUACCUAACGGGUUACUCACCCCACUCACCACGCCCACAACCACCCCGAGCUCCACUCCAAGCUCCACCCCGACCCCAACCUCCAUAUUGACUGCUCCCACACCUAGCUUCCUGGCCCAGCUUCUGGAGGGUGAGCCGGAUGAGAGCCAGCUGUGUGCCAAGGUGCUGGCCAGCCUGCAGAGAGAGAAGGCAAGCCGCGGGAAACACGACCGCCUCAACACCUUCAGUAUCAUGUGUAAAAUGGCUGACCAGACUCUGUUCGGGCUCGUGGAAUGGGCCAGGAACAGUGCUCUCUUCAAGGAGCUCAAGGUGGAGGACCAGAUGGUGCUGCUGCAGAGCUGUUGGAGUGAGCUGCUGGUGCUGGAUCACCUGUGUCGACAGGUGGCCUACAGCAGAGAAGGCUGCAUCUAUCUGGUCACAGGACAACAGAUUGAGGUGUCGAACAUCCUGACCCAGGCAGGGGUCACUCUGACCAGUCUGGUGUCAAGGACUCAGGACCUGGGGGUCAAACUCAAGGCCCUCCACCUGGACACACAGGAGUUUGUGUGUCUCAAAUACCUGGUCCUCUUCAACCCUGACGUGAAGUCGGUGCAGGACCGCCGGCAGGUGGAGCGGACCCAGGAAAGGGUGAACCGCACCCUGAUGGACCACACCCUCUACACCCACCCGGGUCACUCCGACAAGUUUGGCCAACUGCUGCUACGGCUUCCUGAGAUUCGCAGCAUCAGCCUGCAGGUGGAGGAGUAUCUGUACCAGCGCCACCUACUGGGCGAUCUGCCCUGCAACUCAUUGCUCACAGAGAUGCUGCACGCUAAACACAGCUGAAUACCACCUUGCCCUGCUAACAGAGAUGCUGAACACUAAACACAGUUGAACAACACCCUGGGCUUGUCCCAAAUGGCAACCUAUUCCCUACAUGGUGUACUACUUUUAACCAGGGCCCAUAGAGUAAAGUGAAUAGGGUGCCAUUUGGGACGCACACCCUGCUCCACUCACAGAGAUGCUGAUUGCUAUGCACAGCUGAACAACUACCUGCUGGAAGGCUGCCUGCUGGACUAGGCUGGUGGGUUCCCUCUAUCACCUGGGGUGUGUUCAUUUGGCACAGGGAUAGGCUACUUUUUGCAUUCCAUUGUAAAACGUUUUUGCCAAGGUGUAGCAUGAUGAACACGACCCAGGGGUCUGUUCAAUAGGGCACACGGUAGCAAAACAUUUUGCAGCGGAAAGCAAACAUAGGACAAAUAUAGGUAUUACCUCCCUGUUUCACUGCAUUUGAAAACAUUUUCUCUAUACUGAACAUCACCCUGGUGCCCAGGACUUGAUGAACUGCCAAUGAGCCUGUAAUAUGCCCACCAAGACUAAUCUUUGCUCAAAGGUAGACAUUGUCCCUAACCACAUAUCUAAGAUCAGGGCCCAGUUUUUUAACAGUUAUCUAUCUGGAUUUCUCCUAUCGAAUAAGAUUAAAUCCCUAGAAAUAGAAUGAAUAAAACGGACGAAUCAUUGACUUGAAUGGGGACUCCUGUUCUAUAUAUUAUUUAUAUGCAUUUAAUCGUAUCCGAUAGCUGAAAUACAUUUUUGAAAAGUUGUGCCCAGAUGACCCGACCCCCAUUCCUAACCAUAACCAUUAAGCGGAUAAGACAUUAACAUCUAAUCCAGGACCUGUGGUUAGUAACAACAUCCAUCUACUUUGUGUGCUUCCUCCCAAGUAAUCAUUACCGGUUAUUCGGAUCAGUAUUACAUUAUUCAAACUCAUCUCCAAUUGAUCAUUUGUUUGAAACCCUGAGUUAACUAGUCAGUAUUCAGUCAGAUGGGAGUAGGAACCAAAACACUGCCAUAUGCUCUCUCCUCUUCUCCUGUACACCCAUUAUGCAAACGACAUAUACAUCACAUUGUCUUGUCAAAUUAUGUGUAUCAGUUUUAAUUAUGUCAUCCCUUUACCACAAGACCUGUUUGAAAUAAACAAGCAGAGGUGUCAUGUGCCACCUCAGAUUUGUCCUGAAAAAUAAAAUAAAAUAAUAAUAAUUUAAAA